Molecule: messenger RNA, 859 nt
Organism: Hyaloscypha bicolor E
Lineage: Eukaryota; Fungi; Ascomycota; Leotiomycetes; Helotiales; Hyaloscyphaceae
Exons: 2
Coding region: 1-759 (252 amino acids)
Source: RefSeq, a predicted model, not a curated record
AUGGCUUCAGCCCAUUCCAACAAGAAUGAGAAGACCACGGAGCUGCUCGUAGAGGAGAUCCGCGCUCGCCUUGACUGGAUCGGCGUUGACUUCCGCGAUGAUAAAGCGAAAGAUGGGACCGAGGAAGGGGAAGUCAAGGAGAAGAGGGUGAGGUUGUUGGAUUAUGGGUGUGGGGGAGGGAUGAUAUCUCGUGCACUAGCACCCUACAUCACCCAAGCGGUGGGCAUGGACGUCUCCCCUCACAUGGUGCACGAAUACAACACCUGGUCAGGCUCAAUCAUACCACAGAUGUCCGCGUUCGUGGGAAAUCUUCUCGACCCAGCCGAUCCGUCUCCAACAGCCUUCAAGGCGGAGGAAUUCUGGGGCUUCGACCUUGCUGUUGUCGGGCUCGGGUUCCAUCAAAUCAACGAAACAGUGUCGGGUGCAACCAGGCUUGCUGAGCGCUUGAGGACGGGUGGUGUGCUGUUGAUCCUUGACUUUGUUGUGGAUGAGACGACUGGUGGAGAUGGAGACGGUCAUCAACAUGAUCUCGGGUUUUGGAAGAAGUAUGGACAUGGCAGUGGCGGCGGUGCUGCUACCAAGAGAAGGAAGAAGAGAGGGUUUGGAGAACUGGAAAUAAAAGAGAUAUUUGAGAAUGCGGGUGUGGGAAAGGACUUCGGCUUCGAAGUCAUUGCGAAGGGUGCUGUGUUCGAGACUGCGGGGCAUAGUAUGACUGCAGAUGUCUUCAUGGCGCGUGGGACAAGGAUUUACGGAUUGUAACAGCUGUGGGACAAUGUUUCAUGCCUUUAGGAAAGAAAGAGAGAGUGCUGCUUUAAAUAAGAGUUGCUCGAUCUCAUAUAAUCAUGUAACUGAUCGUCUG